Molecule: messenger RNA, 2031 nt
Organism: Chenopodium quinoa (quinoa)
Lineage: Eukaryota; Viridiplantae; Streptophyta; Magnoliopsida; Caryophyllales; Amaranthaceae
Product: glycine-rich cell wall structural protein 1.8-like
Exons: 2
Coding region: 84-1793 (569 amino acids)
Source: RefSeq, a predicted model, not a curated record
CUCAAGUUUUGUAUCAUUGGGAUAUCAUAAGGUUUUUGGAUUCAAGUAACAAAAACACAUUACACUACAAUAGAUACAUUUUAAUGGCUUCACAAAAAAUCUCUUAUGUUACUUUUUUCUUGUUACUAGGUUUAGGGUUAUCCUCGGCCACUCGGUCUCUCCUCACCUAUGAUCAUGUAGGAGGAUAUGCCGGUGGUGGUGGUGGUGGUAGUGGUUCUGGUGGUGGAGUUGUUUAUGGUUCGGGUGGUGAGCAUGCUGGUGGGUAUGGUGGUGGAGGUGGUGAAGGAGGCGGUGUAGCCUAUGGUGGUGCUGGAGCUGGAGCUCAUGCUGGUGGAGGCGGUGGUGGUAGUGGUGGAGGUGGAGCAUAUAGUGCAGGUGGAGGGCAUGCAGGUGCUUAUGGAGGUGGAGAAGGCGGAGGCCAUGGUGGAGCUAGUGCAAGUGGUGGGAGUGCUUAUGGUGGUGGUGCCGGUGGUGGAAGUGGUGGAGGUGGUGCUUAUGGUGCGGGAGGAGAACAUGCUGGAAGCUAUGGUGGAGGUCAAGGUGGGGGCCAGGGCCAUGGUGGAGCUUACGCCUCUGGUGGUAGCGGUGCAUAUGCUGGUGGUGCCGGAGGAGGUUCUGGUGGAGGUGGUGCUUCAACUGCAGGAGGAGAGCAUGCUGGAGGGUAUGGAGGUGGUGAAGGUGGUGGCCACGGAGGAGCUUAUGGUGGAGGUGGUGCUGGUGCAUACGGUGGUGGCGGUGGAAGCGGUGGUGGCGGUGCUGGUGCUUAUGGUGGUGGUAGUGAAGCUGUAGGUGGUGGAUAUGGUAGUGGAGGAGGAGCAGGUGGUGCUGCUGCAGGAGGAGGGCAUGCAUAUGGUGCAGGUGGCGGAGGCGGCUCAGGAGGAGGUGGUGCCUAUGCUGGUGGAUAUGCUGGUGGUGGAGGUAGUGGAAGUGGGGCUGGUGGUGGGAUGGUUUAUGGUGGAGGUGGUUCCCAUGCAAGUGGAUAUGGAGACGGUGGUGGUGAAGGAGGUGGUGCUUCUGGUGGUGGUGCUGUUUAUGGUGGUGGCGGAGGAGGUGGUAGUGGUGGAGGUGCAGCAUACGGUGCCGGAGGGGAGCAUGCUGGUGGUUAUGGUGGCGGUGAUGGUGGAGGCCAUGGUGGUGCUGCAGCAGGAGGUGGCACUGCUUAUGGAGGAGGCGGUGGUAGUGGUAGCGGUGGUGGUGGUGCUAGUGCUUCUGGAGGGGAGCAUGCUGGUGGUUAUGGUGGCGGUGAUGGUGGAGGCCAUGGUGGUUCUGCAGCAGCAGGUGGUGCUGCCUAUGGGGGAGGCGGUGGUAGUGGUAGCGGUGGUGGUGAUGCUAGUGCUUCUGGAGGGGAGCAUGCCGGUGGUUAUGGUGGCGGUGAUGGUGGAGGCCAUGGUGGCGCUGCAGCAUCAGGUGGUGCUGCCUAUGGGGGAGGUGGUGGUAGUGGUAGCGGUGGUGGUGGUGCUAGUGCUUCUGGAGGGGAGCAUGCUGGAGGAUAUGGGGGUGGUGAAGGCGGGGGUCAAGGAGGUGGGUUUGCUUCUGGUAGGGCAGGGGGCUAUGCUGGCGGAGGUGGUGCAGGAAGUGGAAGUGGCGGCGGUGAGACUUAUGUCGGUGGUGGAGGUGGUGGAUAUGGUCGUGGUGGUGGAGCUGGUGGUGGAUACGGAGAAGGCUCUAGCGGUAAAGGAGGACAAUAUGGUGGUGGUGGAGGUGGCGGAACUGGUAGUGGAGGUGGUUAUGCUGCUGGUGGAGCCCAUGCUGGUGGCUAUGGAGCUGUUGGUGGCGAAGGGGGUGGUUAUUAAUACAUGCCCUAAGGAUAUGCUGGUAGCUCAUCUAAGUUGGCUUAUAGAUUAAAACAUGGCCUUCUAAGCUACAUGCGCUUCUGACCAUAAUAAAUUUUAAUUUCGGAAACAAGCUGUACAACAUUAAAGAAUUUAAGCCUGAUAAAAUGCAUGAAAGUUGUAAUACGAAAUACAGUACUUCGUAUAUGAUUUUCCAUUUGAUUGUGAUUAUUUGUGAAACAAUAUCUCAAGUUCUCAA